AUGUACAAUAUUAUGGUUUCCGAGUACGGCGGUGGCGCGCGAGUAGUUUGGGCCAUGUCGGCGGGAGACCGAGAAGCGGAGGCUCAGGCCAAGAAGGGCGAUGACGCAGGCUCUAAUGACAGGGAUAGCAGAGCAGCUGCCGCGCUGAAGCAGCACUGGUGUGUAGGACUCAGAGCUCUUGAGUUGAUAAUAGCUGUCAUCGCUAUCGGCCUAAUCGUGGGUGCUCUCUACUCCCCUGAUGUAGUGCAAUCAAACCAUAGGCACAUCGCUCUCAUCUACGCAGCAUACUCCAGUUUCAUCAUCAUCACGGGCGUACUGCUCAUCGCGAGGCUGUUCGGCGAGACAGCGGGAUGGAGGACCUCUAUUGGGUUCUCUGUUCUAGGCGUCAUCAUGUUUGUUGCUGCUGCUGCCGUUAUAUUCUAUGAUUGGCACAGGUCAUAUUACGUGAACGUACGCCCGAACAAGCAAUCCUACGAUCUGCUUAUAUCUUCUGGAGUAUUUGCCGUGAUAGAAGCUGCAGUGUUUCUCGUACACGUCUUUAUUACUUUUAAAAUGGAGGCCGAUUAUUAA
Molecule: messenger RNA, 570 nt
Organism: Arctia plantaginis
Lineage: Eukaryota; Metazoa; Arthropoda; Insecta; Lepidoptera; Erebidae
Source: the annotation of a GenBank genome assembly